This is a messenger RNA of Brassica rapa (field mustard), 537 nucleotides long. RefSeq lists its product as uncharacterized. NCBI's taxonomy places the organism in Eukaryota, Viridiplantae, Streptophyta, Magnoliopsida, Brassicales, Brassicaceae. The record is from RefSeq and is a predicted model, not a curated record.
AAGUGAACCUAAUUUAGCCGGUUCGAUUUGAGAGAAACGACGUCGCUUUUAGAUUCGGGGCGGGUCUCAUAAGCAAAUUCGAUUUGGGAGCGAUUUGAGAGAUUAGGAGGAGGAAGAAGAAGAUGGGGUACGUGUUGAGGGUGAGAAUGGCAUCUUUCUUCGCCGGAGCUGCGACUGCGUCUUUCAUAGGCCUCUCUGUUCUCUAUAAGGAUUACAAAGUCGCUCACGAAUCCAUUUCUCAGCAGGCAAAGGCUUUUCAUGACUCUCUGGAUAGAAGGAUCUCUGCUCUUGAAAGCUUGAGACAAACUGAAGCUCCUCAGCUUCCCGAGACAACAACUGAUUAGUUUCUGUCUCAUACAUUCAUACUCUCUGCUUGCUGAUGACGGUGUUGAGUUGAGAUGCUUUUUUUUUUUUGCGUUUAUGAAUAACUUGGAAGUUCUUGUAUGACUACUGUUUAUCAAACAAUGAAGUUAAGGUGGUCUACAAUGGAUUUAAACUUGCUGUAACACUUGCAAUGAAAAAUUAUGUUUUGAUCUA